Molecule: messenger RNA, 777 nt
Organism: Cooperia oncophora
Lineage: Eukaryota; Metazoa; Nematoda; Chromadorea; Rhabditida; Trichostrongylidae
Source: the annotation of a GenBank genome assembly
AUGUGUACAUACAGUUCAUAUCACUCGCCAGGAGGGGCGUGUCCACGGAAAUGCUGUGGCAGCGACAACGAUGGUUUGUUGCCGACUGAGGCCCUUAUGAUUUUGACGUUUUUAUUUGCCGCCACAUUCACAACGGUAUUUGGACGCUACUGCGCAGAUGAUCAGAAGGUCUGGUGCCGUGGUCACGAAAUUUGGGGUUGGUGUUUUCAUAACAAGACUGACGGCAAAUUUCAUUGCGACGAUGAUGCUUUCUGCGCUAGUCAGGAACAAUUGAAGAACAAGAGAAGCACUGGAUGUUUCAUACGCGAUAAUAACACCGUAUGCUGUUGUAAUGAAGCGGAUGGCUGCAAUCUUGGUUUUAUACCAGUGACUCCGAGAUAUUCAGUUGGACAGCAAUGCGUGAACUCUAUCGAAGAACCGGGAGAAGAUCUGAAACUCUUCAGAUCAUGUGACGAUCCAUGGUGUUUCGCCUUUCUAACAGCGGAGGCCGAUGGAGGUCUAACAACCGUACAUCGUGGAUGCCGAUCACGGAAGACAAUGAUGCAUCAUAUCUCUAAGGACCAAGAUGCGAAGUUCAAAAAUAACACAAAAUGGACGGAAAGUGAGCGUUUUGUUAAUACGCCAUCGUGUGCUGAUAUCACAUGGGAUGUGGACUACAACAAUGGCACUCAGUCUAUGUGCCUUGACUUUUUGUACCAGGUAUGUUACAUUGGGGCCAAAAUGUCGUGUUUUCUGCGUCUCUGCUUCCACUCUCGAAUAGCAUUCUUUCUUCGGUAG